Equus quagga is the source of this 3338-nucleotide messenger RNA. RefSeq names its product sialic acid-binding Ig-like lectin 14. Gene Ontology annotation, molecular function: sialic acid binding. Bases 1131 to 1820 code for a protein of 229 amino acids. The transcript is spliced from 3 exons. NCBI's taxonomy places the organism in Eukaryota, Metazoa, Chordata, Mammalia, Perissodactyla, Equidae. The record is from RefSeq and is a predicted model, not a curated record. Gene Ontology annotation, cellular component: plasma membrane. Gene Ontology annotation, biological process: cell adhesion.
CACACCUGGGGAAGGAUGCCUGGGUCCUUGGGAGGAGAGAGGCUCUUCUGAUCCCACUGCUCUCUCUCCCCACAGACCCCUACAGCUGUUAGGUCCCUCCUGCUCCUGGGGGGGGGGGGGGGGCAGGGUCUGGGUGGCGUACUGGGGACUGUUCUUAGAGACAUGGCCAGUGUUGAGAUGGAGAGAACACUCACACUUCACCACCUGGCUCAUGGCCACCCCAUCCUACUGCAGGAGGCCCCUUAUUUAUUUCUGUUCCAGGUGCUCCACAGAACAUGACCGUCCACGCCUUCCGGGGAAACAGCACAGGUAGGAGAGGCCUGGGUGGAAGUGAGGUCUCAGAAGUCUAUUCAGGCGACAGAGUGGAGGUUGGACAGAAUGCACUCACUCUUCAUCCCUUCUCUAGUUCCGCCUCUGUCCUCCCCCCUCCCAUCCCCUGGCAGGGUCACUGGGAAUUCCUACUUGAUCCUUCACUGUCACCUCUAGUUGCUUCUCUCUCCCGACCUUCCCUCUCCCCUCUUGGUCCCAUGACAUCUUUUCCCUGAUUCCUUUCCUCUUCUCUGACUGUGCCGUCUCCAUCUCACACAAGGAGACUGAGUCCCCAGAACUCUGUACCAGCCUCUGGCUGCUUUCUGCAUCACCCUACAGCUCAGCUCAUCCACGCUGGUGCUUGCAAUCCAACCUCCGCCUUGAAGACAGUCACAAAUCCCUGUCAGAUCCAGAUGGUCCUGAGUGUCCUGCUCUCCCCCUUCCCAGGCCACUCCCACCCAAGUCACCUGAGUCAAUAUGCUGGAAGUGACUUCAGACAUCUCUGUAUGUCACCCCACACUUCCGAUGACUUGGUGAGUUUUGAAAACUUGAAUUCCUGAAAAUGUCUCAAAUCCCUCUCUUCCUCCAUCCCCAUGGCUGCAGCCCCACCUUAGGCCUCCAUUCUUGCUCUCACUGGAAUGAGUGAGACCUGGACAGGACCAGCCCCCUCUCUGGACUGGCAGCUUCCAUUUUCUCCUCCUCCACCUGCCAGAAUUUGGACCCCAGACCUGACCCUCUUACUUCCCCGAUCAGAACCCUCCCAGGGCCCCCUGUGAACCUUAGGGGAGAGGCUGAGAGCAUCAUCUUGUGGAAGCCUCCAGAUGGUCAGACCUAUGCGUGUCAGCCCCCUGCAUGGUUCACACAUCAAGGUCCUCCUCCUGGGAUGGUCCCUCCUGUGUCUAGACACGGCCAACUCUUCCUCAGACGUCCAUUUCCCAUCCUGCAUCCUCCAGUUGCCUCUCCUUUCCCCACCUCACUUCACGAUCUUCACCCUGCUCAGCCCUUGCUUGCAAUGCUGUCUCAGGAACACUAUUCUCCAUUCCUGUGUCUGUGGGAGGGCAGAGGGAGAGAGGGCUUCUCAGCCCUGCCCUAUGGCUCUCUCUGUCUCCCUAGUCCCAGAGGUCCUGGGCAAUACCACCUCCCUGCGAGUCCAGGAGGGCCAGUCUCUUCGCCUGGUCUGUGACACUGACGGCAACUACCCUGCCAGGCUGAGCUGGUCCCGGGGAAGCCUGACUCUGAUCCCCACGCAGCCUUUGGAUCCCAGGGUCCUGGAGCUGCCCCGGGUGGUCUUAGGGGACGGAGGAGAAUUCACCUGCCGAGCUCAGCACCCUUGGGGCUCCUACCACAGCUCUGUGACCCUGGUUGUUCAGGGUAUCUCCUGCUCCUGCCCCCACAUCUCUGGGGAGCAGCGGGGCACCUGGCCUCUAGUCCUCACCCUGCUCAGGGGGGCCCUAAUGGGGGCUGGCUUCCUUCUCACCUAUGGCCUCACCUGGAUCUACUACACCAGGUAGACCGUGUCAGAGUUGAGCUGAAGUCUCAGAUGCCCUGCUGACUUCUGAGAUCCACGUGAUGGUAUGCAGAAGCCCUCCACACACACACAUUGGAUUUGGGUCCAGGAACCCCUUUGCAGCUGGAUAUGAAUGUUUGGAGGUAGGAGAGAUGUCCAGGGUGAAGACGUGAAAACGUAUAGCCCAGGUAAAGUGAUGACAAAAGAUGAGGCAAAAAACCAAGAAGGGUAUGAUAAGAGAAUGGUAAUUCUUCAAAAUAUUAAAGAUAGAAUCACCAUAUAACCUGGCAAUUCCACUUCCGGGUAUUCAUCCAAAAGAUUUGAGAGCAAGGACUCAAACAGAUAUUUGCACACCCAUGCUCACAGCAGCGUUGUUCACAACUGCUUAAUGGUGCAAGCAACCCAGUCUGAAUGGAUGGGUGGAUAAACACAAUGUGAUGUGUACCUACCGUGGAAUAUUCUUCAGUAUUAAAGAGGAAGGAGUCCUGACAUGUGCUGCCACAUGGAUGAAGCUUGAGAACCUUAGGGUAAGUGAAAUAAAUCAGUCACAAAAAGGGCAAAAACUAUCUGAUUAUAACACUUAUGGGAAGUAUCUAAAGUAGUCACAUUCCUAGAGACACACAAUGGGAUGGUGGUUGCUAGGGGCUGGGAGGUGGAGGGAAAUGGGGAGUUUCUGCUUAAUGGGAAUAGAGUUUCAAUUUGCGCAACUCGGAAAGACUUGUUGCUUUGUUUUUUUGACUAGAUGUCAAAAAAAUCCCAUACUCCUAUUGUAGAAAAUACCCAGUGUGGUACCAGGACACACAGCAAACUCACCAGUGACUGCAGCAUUAAAGCCAGACAGGAUUGAGUGUUUGGGGAGGAAGUGACUCCACUGGGUGGGAAUAUCUCAUGGGCAUGGACCAGGUCAGUCGACUCCUUUCGUGUCUCCAGCCUUCCUGACACAGAGAUGCUCACUCAGUGUUUGAGGAAUAAAUGAUUGCCCCUGUCACCUCAUCUAGGACCCACUUCUUUUCCUCUGCCCCAGACACUCACGCAGACUCUAAAGAAUCCCCCAUCUGGCAGGACCCACCAUCUAAGCUCUAGAUGAGGCUGUGACCCACUGAGGUCAAGCAGAAGCUCAGCAGCUCCCUGAUGUAGACAACAGGACUCAGAAAUGCAACUCAGAUGGGAAGCCCUUACAGACUCGCUGUGUCCCAUUCCUCACAUGUCCUCAGAGGUCCUGGUCCAGGCUCUGGUGCAGGAGGGAAGCCCCAAGAUGGGGGCAGGACACGGGGUCUGCUCCUUGUCUGCUCCCCUCUAAGAGGAUGUCAGGGUCUCUGGGCCGUGGAGUGUCCAUCCAUGCAGUGCAGAGGUGGGGCAAGCUCAGGCCUGCGGUUCCUCUUCUGUGAAGAACCGAGGUUGUGUGCUCCUCCCCAGCUUCCCACGGGUUUGCCCGCAACCUCCUCUCCCAAUAACCUUCUCCUUCUCUUUUCAGACACAGGACAGAUGCCCAGAAUCCUCCAUCUCAGAGAUGCUGCUGCAC